GAAUAAACUUAUUUGAAAUGCACAUUUGGUAACGAGUCCAGUCGGAGAAGCGUCGUUUUUAGAAGGCCGUUGAUCCAACUUUCCCUGCAGCUCCUUCCCUGUGUGACAGGUAGCUGGGUGCCGUAAGUUCCUGAUCUUGAACCUUGCUCGGGAAGAGCGCGUGAGAAAGCUUAGAAUCGGACUGCACGAAAUAUGGCGAGCACAACCGUGAUUCAUCAACCAGGACUUAGCUACCAAAAAGAGUAUUCCGGCUCAGUUCAGUACAUCGGUGGCUAUGACGAAGGAGACGAUGGAGACGUUUUUUCUCCUCAGAAAAAGGGAGCUGACAACGGGCAGCCAAUUCCGAUGGGCUUGGAGGUGUUUGAGAAUGUCAGCAAGUUAGUUGCCCAUCAAAAUGUGGCCGACGAUGAAGGUAAAAAACAGUUUAAUUGUUUCACGCCUCGUGCUCUGUCUUUUAACAUGCUGCACACCGAGAGGCCGUGGUUUCAAUCAAAGAAUCUACAAACCAAUAAAAGCGACUGAAUUAUAAAAAUCUUCCCUGAUCACCGAGAAGUUCCCUCAGCAGGUUAGCUUACGACAGACAGUUGUUGUUUAGGUUUCAGUGAGUACAUUGGACGUUAAUGUCGAGUUUCACGGCGGUUAACGCUCGAUGUUGUGCCUAUCUAACGACAAAGAAUACAAAUCAGAGCUAAAAUUAGCUCGGACGACAGAAAAUCAAAUAAGUCCUUGUCCUGCUAGCAAUUUAAAUUGAUUUUGUACGACGCGCUGGCGUGAUACGAAAGUUCGAACAAUUUUGGAUGAUCUACACGAACCAGUCGCCCAAGAAUGAACAUUCAUGCAAAGCAUUUCUUAUCUGGGAUCUGAGCGGACAUGAAUCACGCCUUUUAAAAGUGAAAUGUUGCGGAAAGGCACUUACGCAAGCAUUUUCACUUCCAAAAGAGCUUAACAUAGUUUGCAAGCAAAACGGACCACGAGAAAAUUAGUCGCGCCGACUCGAUAAGUUUAUUUCAAACGGAAACAUUCCUUUAAUAAAUGGAGACCUCACAAGUGACGCCGUACUGUUGCAAAUCAAUUUGUCAUAGUUUCAAGAAUCACAUAAUGUAUUUAUCGAACACAACUCUCUUUUUUCUAAUGAUCUUCAAGGAUUUCGUAAAUCAGAGGUAAAUACGAGAUAUAAAACGUCAGGUACGCAUCCGUGACAAGACGGUAACAGUACACCCCGAAAUACGAAUUCUUUCUAACAAAGUGUCGAUUCAUUUGCUUCAAAUUAAAAAUGCUGAUUUCGAGCGAUAGCAAUUUUCAAAAUUUUAACAUAUUUGUUUUCAUGGGAUUCGCGUGAGUUGAACAUUACAAAUCUCAACUCCAUUUAAGUUAAGAGAUCAGAAUAUGUUUUAAUCCAGAGGCAAAUAUAGCUUAUUCUAUCCGUUACUUUUGUAUAUUCCUGUUUGAAAUUUACGGUGCUGCAAAUAAACGAGCGUUUGGAUUAUGAGUUAACUGUUUGCGCUUGGAUAGAAUUCAGGAAGUUUAUAAGACUUUUGUUUAGCUUUCGCUAUUUAACUUUAGUCGUUUAGUUUUCCAGCCUCUUACAAUACUUCUCAUAAGAAAAAAGCUGUCUCAUUCAAGGCCGUCUGCAUAUGCUAAUAUAUAUAAAUUAGGUUUCUAACUCGCGUGAAGUUUAAUAAUGUUGUAAACACUGUUGCUGUUUUUGUUGUUGCUGUUUUAAAUUGUACAUUCUGAUAUCAGCUGUCCUCGGGGAAACUAUAUUGUUACAAAACUCGUAUUUCUCCAGGACAUAUUUCAGACAUAUUGGUUGCAUGAGUUAAGAGUGUUCAAAUGAGUAAUUUUCUUCUUAUCUUCAUCGACAUGACAGAUGUCAAAUUCCCUGACAUGUCACUUAUCAUCGGUUACGAGUAUGUGGAAAACUUGUUAUUAACAUUUUGGGUCAGAAUACAUGUCUUAUACAAAAUAAACCAUUAUGUACAAUUCACAGAAUAAGACAGCUAUAAGACAGAGGGGUCUGUCUUAUAGCUUUAAGAACUGACACAAAUAUUCACAUCUUAAUUUUGAUAAGUUUCCUAAAGCCACAUAAUCAACCAAACAUCAAAGGUGGUUUUUUUAACCUUUCACUCUAUUUGUUUUUUCCUUUUCAACUGUCAUUGGGUCUAAUAUUGAAAACCAAAUACAAAACACAAAAAACAGAUCAAGAGACAAGUAUAACCUUCACUUCAUUCAAUUGAAAUAUUCCAUUCCUCACUUUUUAAGUGAAAGAACUAAUACAUACCCAUCACAUAACAAAAGUUCUAUGCCAUUUAAUCAAAAUGUAUUUACUAAGCAUUCAUUAUUACUUAAAACCUUAUAAAUAAUUUGCUAUAGGGCACAGACUUAACUGUGGAAAUAUAACAGCAACUUUUCAUUCCCAUAGUAAGCUAAAUAUCUGUAGGAUAAAUUUUGUGUUUGGUUUUUGAGUGGUCUCCAUUGAUUUCCUCACAGAAAUGAAGAUGGAUUAUCCUAACUCUACCCCACAACUGUUUCAUGAGGUGCAUCUUUAAAACUAUGCAUUUUAACCUUACUCACUGUUUACACUGCAUAUCAAUUUCAGCCUGGUGGGGUCGUAUGGACUUUAGCAUCAAAGACGGAGCUGGAAAUCAGCUGUUUGAUGUCAAAGAAAGUAAGUUUAGUGUAUAAAUGGGGUUAAGUUUCUAAAGAGACUACUGCAUUGCAUUGGGAGGGGGGGAGGGGGUGAACUAAUUAAUUUGUAAUUUAAUGAGUAAUUUGGUUUUAUCAAAUUUAUCAUUCAAUUCAUAUCCUCAACUCAGUUGAUGAAACCAAAUUUUCUUGUAAGUUCAACUGUGCCUGUGAACUGUAAAUAGAGAGAUGAAUGUAUCCAUCAUCUCACUGGUAGCUUCCUCUCUCCUCUUACAUCAACUUAAACUGACAGAAGAAUUGCUUCUGGCAGUUGUUUUCUUGGCAUAUUUUCUAAUCUAUUUUCAACUGUAGCUUAGUAGUUAGCAUUCUAAUUCAUGAGUGGUGUGAUGCACCAAAACACAAAGUCAAUAUAUGGAUUUCUGAGGGCAAUUCAAAAAAAAUUUGGAUUUCACUUUGGAAUCUCAGAAUGAAAAAAGCAGUAAAAUUUUUUGUUCUUGGAGAACACUUUUAUCUCCUUCAAAGACUUCAAUCAAGUUCAAGCUACUUCACAUUUAGAUUAAGAUCCCCAGAUUUCUUUUGCAUUAGAGCUGAUAAGAAGCAAGACAAAAUCAAUCAUCAAAUCCUUAACCUCAGUAAGUAAUAAGCAAGUAAUCUUUCUCCCAACAGUAUCACCCAUGAAGCAGACAUUGAGGUCAUGAGAAUAAACAAAACGAUUGUGAACUCAAGAGGUUCUUGAUUGUUACAAAAAUUAUCCUCAAAAGUUCCAUAAGAAAUGUAUAAUAAAAAGGAUGAAGAACCUGCAUACUGAUGUUAGAGAUUUCAAAAACCUUAACAACAGGAAAGGCUCAUGUUCUAUUUUUUGUUUACAAGAGCAUGCUGUGCUGCUUCUCAUUUCGUUCACUGUCUAUCACUGAAUACUAGAUAGCAAGAGGUGUAAAAUUGAGCUAGAUUUCAGUAUUAGGUAAUCAUUAUUUGUGACAUAGCCUUACUUUAUGGUUACUUUUAACCUUUCACAGUCAAAACACUCAAUCCCUGGAUUCAAGCAUUCCUUGGCAAUUCUAGACCUUACUACAUGAAAGUCAUCAACACUGCUACAAGCAGCUGGAUAAUGGAACUUGAGCAUCCAUUUAGCCUCAACAGUCCUGCCUUCUGUCCUUGGGUAGCCCCUUCGAUGACUGUACGUAUGCCUACUGGGGAGGUUCUAGGACACAUCAAACACGCGUAAGUUUGCUGCCUGUGUUGUUGCUUCCUGUGUUAACAGCAUUAAAACAAAAUUAGUAAAUCACAUAAAAGGAAAUUCAUAAUGGUAAUAGGAGCAAGUGGAGUCCAAUUCGGUCUGUAAUCAUACAAGUGAUAAACAAAAUCCAACAACCUUGAAGCAGUAGUCCAAUUUGUUAAUCACAAUUACAAUUAGACAAAAUUGGACAACACAUAGAGCUGUUACCAAUUAAUCAAAACUUUGACAAAAUUUGAGAAAGAAUCCACACAUCCAUUAUGGGUUUUCAUUAAAAAAAAAAACAGAUAACUCAGUGAAAUACAGGACAACAGUGCGCUCACAUGACACAUUCUGUCCACUUGCACAAGCAUGACAUGUUAACUGUCUUAUUACACUGUCCAAUUACAAGCAUGAUGCCUACACUGUCCUAUUGGUGCUCAAAUCGCGAUGGUGAUAACCCAUCGUGUUCAAGAAUUUGAUAUAGUUUUGAUUAAUAACAAUUUUAUUGCAAGAAAAAUUCACUGAUUCCAAUAUCAAGAUACCAAUUGCUUGAGUUUAUCUUUCUCUCAUUUACAGGUCCAGAGAAACUCUUGGCAGCUGUUUGGGACCCUCAUAUUAUUUUGAUGUUUACAACUAUGAAGGAGAUCUCAUUUACAAGGUGCAAGGGCCUACAUGCUACCCUUUUGAGUGCAAAAGAGAUAACGUUGCUGUUUUUAAGGUGCAAUUCAUAAUCUUCCUUCCUUUUGUUUUGUUUGUUUGUUUGUUUGUUUUAAAUUUUUAAAAUAAUUCCUGUUAAAUAUUUAGCCACGAUGCAGUUUCUUUUAAAAACUAUCCAUGCUAUAUUAUAAAGCAGAGUGUAUGUGCAAACAGUGGGUUUCAACAAAAAGUAUUUUUUUCAUUUAACCCUUGACACCCUAACAUCAGUAUGCAUACUCUCCAAACUGUUCUCUACACAUUUCCUAAGGUGCUAACAAGGAGAAAAUGUUCCAUAAUCAAGAGGUUCUUUAGUUGGUGAUAAUUUCCCCAGUUUGUUCUUGUGAUGGUCAUGUGAUUGUAAGGAGAAAUUAAAAGCUAUAUGUAGUCACUCUUUUGGGUCAAAUGGUUCAAAAGGGACAAUUUUUUUAACAGCUUUAAUUUGUUUUGUGAGUUUGUUUGAACUUACUGAAUCAAAAAGUACAUGUAAUAAGGGAUCUGUUUAUUAUUCAACUGUUAGAUUUUGAGAGAAGGCCCCAAAGCAGAAUCAGAACACCAACAAAUUGGAGAGAUCACACACAACUGGCGAGGUUGCUGUGGAGGUAUCUGCAGCUGUUGUAUCACCGGAGAACCAGACUUUGUCAGCAUCUCAUGUAAGCCACUUACAGUAUUGUGCUAAAGUAAUGCAAACCAAAAUUGCCAAAUUUUAUUUAUUUUUCUUUCAAAGUUUAUCCAACUUUUUCUGCGAAAAGUUGGUGGGAAGAUUCCCACCUGCAUUUUGCAUCAUUUUGUCAGAACAAAGAGCAUUUUUAACUGGAAUUUUUGUUACCAAAUGAAAGUUUGAAAUGUACUUUACUGUAUAGAGUUCUUGUACUUAUUUUAGCUGUAUCAGCUUAAGAAGAACCAAUACACUCUUUACCAACAAGUGUGCAUUUAACCUCUCAUGUACUGGUAAAAUGUCAGGAAAUUUGUACCCAAUAACAUCUUAAUUCUAAUCUUAGUGUUUUAACUCCCAAGAUCUGAUUGUUAAUUCUCCCCUCUUGUUGCUACAAAUCUCUUUGUAACUUAAACACAGUGUUAAAUCAAGAUAACAACUUGUACUUGACAAGUUUGAGUAUUCUCAAUACCUGUUUACUGGACAACAUAUUGAUAUAAUGGGAAGAAGUUUCAUGUCAACCACUUCUGGGAGUUUAAGGGUUUCAUGCUGAUAAAAUGACACCACUCUCACCCGUGACAUUUACAGUGUUGAUCUAUUGGCCCAACACUUCUUGACAAUUAAAUUUAACAUCAUUCCACAUUUCUCUCUUCUGAUUUCAGUCAUGUUGGCUAUGUCUGCAGAAGAUAAGGCCCUGUUUCUUGGAUUGCUCUUUUUAGUGGUAAGUAUUCACCGGUCCAAAAAGGACAAAAUUGUGUAAGUCGCUCUACUUGAUUUUUCUAAGCUAAUUCUCUCAACAUCCAUUGAGGCUAUAAUGCUCUAUUCAACGAUACCUCUGAAUAUAUCCUUUAAAAAAACCUUCCCGUCCAGAAGGAACUGAGUAAAUAACAAACAUUGAAAGGAGAACACCUCACCUUUCUCAGGGUCCCCAAUGUCUCGAUCUUCUUGCUUAUAUGUACCUCAGGAACCUGGGUAGGAAUUGCUAGGUUGCCUCUCCUCCAAAAUUUGGAAUAAGGGUGGAGUGGGUAAAACGUGUCAUUAUAAACUCACAUUUUUUUUCCUCUCUUUCAUUAGAUGCAUUGUUAUAUGGAAGUGCAGUAAAAAACACAGCUAAGUCGACAUUCGUGACACAACUGCAGAGUAGAAUUGAAUCAUCAAUAGCUUUUAUGGAUUAUUGUGUAAUUAAGCCCAAUGAGCAUGUUUCGCUAACGGAACAAAUAAUUCAAUGCUUAUUUCAACUUUUUUAUUUGUAGUUGCUAGUUUUAUUUUACAACUCUCUAUGUUUUUUCCCUCCAUUCGCUGUUUCAGUAGAACCAUGUUCUUCUGACUUCCAGCAUUAAAGCCUUUGUUAUCAAAUAAUCACAAACUAUAUUAGUUUUCAAUCUUCUCAGUAAGAUUUUUCGCUGUUGAUUCGUUUACAAUGUCACUACUGUCACCGAGCCACUUAAACACAAUUAACCAAUCGCAUCAUAGGAAACGAAAAAUGAUUCCAACUAAAUUCAGUGAAACCAACCAGUGUUUAGGAUCAAAGUAAGAGAAAGUGAAAAAAGAAAUUAGAUGGGAUUCAUCAUAGUUUGUUUCUUGUGAUGGGAUCAGCCAGUUGCGAACGGGUGACCUGGGCUGAGAGAGAGGUCAAGGUGUAACUCUGCUUCUCCCUUAAGGCUCAUACAUGUACGUUGUACAUAACCAUACGAGAGUUUUCCCCGUAGAAUUUGAAAGUUCCCUCAGUUUGAGGAAAGAAAAAGGAAACUUACAGUUAGGAUUACAAAUAUACCCCAUAUUUUAAGGUUCAAGGCGUCAAUGACGAUUCUUAGAGCUCAAUUUUAAGUUUGAAAGGGAUAUUUUAUUCAGGGUGUGUAGUGUAGCCGUCAAAAAUAUUCGUCCGGGGGUAUGACGGAAUCGCGUGAAAUAUCAAGCAUAUUUCUGUGCAGCCGUACGCCAUCCAACCCCUAAAACCAUGAAAACUGAAGGAAAUAACGCUUGGCACUUUUGCAUUCAGCGAAAACGGUUUACUUACUGGUAUCGCGUUAUUCGCUCGUUUGACUAUUUUCAACGUCAUUUUGGAAGACAAGUUCUCUUAGCCCUUAAAAGUAGAUUUUUCUCGAGAUUUCUUCAAACUAUGGACAAUUGGUGACAGUUUUUAAUGGUUUACCAACAAUAAUUUUAUAUAUCAGCAUGUUUUUUUUGUUUUUGUUUUUUUAAUAUACAUUUCCGUAGAGAUGCUAUAUAGUUUACUUAACAUGAUAUUCUUAGACGCGUAUACGCUAUUUUUGUAUAGUGGACCAGGUCGUUCAUUUUAAAUACGGCCUUUUUUUUUAUCAUUCCUUUUCUGUGCCCGUAAGAAGAUGAAGUUACGUAGGUUCAGUAUGCGGGAGAUGGUCCUGUAAAUCAUAAAGGGAUGUGCCGCUGACCCUUUGAGUCGUGCCGUAGACCUGUUUCAGGAUGCGGCUAAAAUUGCGACUCUGUUUUAGACAAAACGCAAGAAAAGAACGAUGAAGUGCCGUUUCAGAUUACUGUCGUCGAAAAUUUCUUUAUUCUUUCAUUUGUACAUUAGUUUCUCAGACGUGUCUGAACGAGAAUAAGGGAAGAUUUGAAGAAGAAUUUACCCUUUCGAAACUAAAGGUAGCUAAACCCUUCGUUGAGAGAUGCAGAAUGAUUCUUAUAUCCUGUUCUUUGGUCAAAAAGGCAGAAAGCAUAGGCUGUCAGGAGGCGCAUACCGCCAUCUCCCGCAUAACUCAGAACUUGGAACAUCCAGCCAUACUUCACCUUCCGCGUCAACAACAUUCGCCACCUCUCAAUUCUAUUGAACCCCAUUGUAAAGAAUUCUUCGUACUGACUUGUGUUCUAUUCAUGCAUUCGCUAUAAUCCUAAUUAGGAGAAUACGUGAAAAAUAUAACUACCUAAGUUGAUAACUUUGUUAACAUCGUGAAAGUUAUAUUCAUAGCUGGUCACAUUGCAGUUAGGGAGAAUUCCAACACUUACAUCAGGCCCGAGUAACAAAGGAAAAUUAGUAAAGCUGUUUGAAAAAGAAAUUUCUUAAAAAUAUGAGAAUAAUAAUGAACUACUAUUGCCUUCGAUCGAGCAUGAAAAUGGAGAGAAGGGCUGGAGAGAGUUUUCCCCAAUACCUCGCUCCGGUUUUCGCUCGACCAUUUUCAUGAUUUGCUUAUAAGAGUGUUAUGCUGUUUCCCUUGAUCUACUAAAUAUAUAUAUAUAUCAGGAACUUGUACCAAAUCUUGCUUGCAUCACAUCAUAAUCGCUGUGCGUUUCCGUAUAGACGUGUGAAAGGAAACGUAAUACGCUCAUAACCAUUUUAAACAUUGAAGUGCAAUGCUGAAUAAUUUGAGGCAGCUCCUCAUUAGUUUUUAAAUGAAAGCGAAUUCUCAUAUCGCCUC
Molecule: messenger RNA, 8602 nt
Organism: Pocillopora meandrina
Lineage: Eukaryota; Metazoa; Cnidaria; Anthozoa; Scleractinia; Pocilloporidae
Source: the annotation of a GenBank genome assembly